Molecule: messenger RNA, 1004 nt
Organism: Lycium ferocissimum
Lineage: Eukaryota; Viridiplantae; Streptophyta; Magnoliopsida; Solanales; Solanaceae
Exons: 4
Coding region: 172-678 (168 amino acids)
Molecular function (GO): protein binding
Source: RefSeq, a predicted model, not a curated record
AAAUAUUUCUUUAAUUAAAAAAAUCGAAGAACAUUAAGAUGUACUAAUUUCUAAUUUAAAAAAAAUCAAUUGCGUGGGUGUACCCAAAUAUUCCUUUUGUAGGCGCACUACAAUUACUCAAAAUUGAAAAAAGGUAAACUGGGCUAGCGGUAGUGGGUUUUUUUAAUUUUUAUGGGGAAAUCUCUUCCUUCACCAAAUAGAAUUCAAGAUUUUGCGAGUAGAAUUAUCAGUUCGAAUAGAAUCCAGCAGGGCCCGACCCGAAUAAAAGCCCCACCCAGCAGAAUCAGGUCAAAGGCGGUGGUCAACGGCGGCGAAUCAUCAUCGGAGCAAAGGCUGUUGAAGAAGAAUAAGAAUAUUAUGGAAGAAGUAGGUUCUAAUUCCAAUUCGAGUACAUCCAGGAGGGUCCCACUUGCUGACGUGGUGGCUGAUUGUGUUAAGAGGUGGUUCCAGGAUACACUUAAGGAGGCUAAAGCUGGUGAUACUAAUAUGCAAGUCCUUGUUGGUCAGAUGUAUUUUAGUGGUUAUGGUAUUUCCAGAGAUGCACAUAAGGGAAGAGCUUGGAUUAGCCGAGCUUCUAAGAGUCGGUCAUCGGCAUGGAAAGUGAGUGAUAAACGCCCAGGCUAUAAUGCCAGUGAUUCUGAUUCUGAUGAUACUGUGGGGGACGCCAAGCAAAAUUGAAGCUCUUUUCAUCCGUAAAACAAGCUAUGGCAUCUGAAUCUUGGUGCUAUUCCUAUUCCAGCCGCCAAUCCCCUGUAGUUUGGUGACAGACGUCGAACUGGGUUUACUGUUCUGAUCUCCGUGAUCAUUUUUCUUUUUAAAAAAAAAUCUAAGUACUCGAUGUCCAUAGUGUUAUUUUGUCCGACUGGACUGUUAGCAAAUGACAUUAUUUAUCAUUAGAUGAUUUUCUGUGGCAUGGUGGUUUGAUCUUGUAAUUCUGGCUUAACUGGAAGAAAACCUAAAAGAUAAUGAUUCUUUGUUUAGUUCGUCAAGCCAGCUUCAGUGGA